UAAAGGAAGUACGUUUCUCACAUUUCUGUCAGUAAGCGCUCGUUUGCAUCAGCCACAUAGCUUGUCAGUACGGAAAGUUUUAACGUAUCCACAUUUACGUUAACUACCAGAUCCUGCUCUGUUAAACAUCUUGUUGACAUUUAGACAAUGGAAUUUCUGAUGUCAAAGAAGACGGAACUGGGCCAGUGGUUAUCAACAGACCCUGAGUAUAUCAUUGAAAAGUGUGAGGAUAUUUUAUCAGUUAAACAAGGAAAAGCUGUUUCCAGCCAAGCCACUGCUGCGGAGAAGAUCUGCCUUCUUUUGUGUGAAAUCAUGAAAAAUGGGGAGGGUGCAUGUAAGGCGUUCAAUGAGAUUCUGCAGAAAGAGAAGGAACAUUAUCCAGGCCUUCAACAGCAUUUCAGCAAGAACACACAAGUGUCAUCCAGCCCAACGGUUUACGCGGAUUGCAACAGCACUGUUGAUUCCCGAAGAGUUACCGGGAACCGAAUUAAAAAGGACUUGAUCAUACAUAAAACCAUCCAAGCAGGAGGGGUGAAUCCAUCUGGAGUGAACCUCGGCCAACCACCCCCAAAUGCAAAUGUGGUUGCAAUCAACAACAGUCAUAUCUCUACUGACAUGAUAACGGACUGUGACAUCGAUGGCAACCUCAAUUUGUCUUGGACACAGGCCCCACCUCCAGCCCCAGUCCAUCAAACCUCACAGUGUCCAGGUCAACAGGAUAACCUCCCUCAGCAUUGGGAUACCAAGCCAGCCACCACUUCUGUCCGGCUCUACCCUAUCCAGUCAGGAAGCCCAGAGUAUGAUGAAGUCCUGAGCCUGUUCCGGGCUACUUGUCCAGACAAUACAAUUAUUAAGAUUGAAAGGGUCCAGAACACAAACCUGUGGAAUAGCUUCCAGAUCAAGAAACAAGAAAUGGAGGACAGAAAUGAUGGCAUGAUCAAUGAGAGACGUCUUUUCCAUGCAACCAGCUACACAACCAUAGAACACAUCAACAACAACGGGUUCAAUCGGAGCUACGCUGGACAAAAUGAUGCAGAGUAUGGAAAUGGCACCUACUUUGCAGUCAAUGCCAGCUACUCUGCUGCUGAUGAAUUCUCCAAGCCGGAUGGCGAAGGGAGGAAGUUGAUGUACUUGUGUCGUGUUCUGACUGGACACUUCACAAAGGGAGAACGAGGGAUGAUAGAACCUCCAUUUAGAGGCGGUUCAGAGAGUCGGCGCUACGAUAGUACGACAAACGACAUAGGUAAUCCGACAGAGUUCGUAAUCUUCCACGACUGCCAGGCAUAUCCAGAGUACCUGAUCACUUUCUUAAGGGGCUAGAGCAACUGCUAUAACUCAAAACCACUCUUGGAAAUCCAUGGUUAAAAUCUAAUUUUGAGAACAGCAAAAAUAGCCAAAAGAAGUGACAGUAAGUGUGUUGAAAGUAUUGCACCAACGCCUUGAUUUUCUAGAUUUAAAUCUGUUAUUUCCAUUGUCAUAAUAUAAUUAUUGAUUUACUGUAUGUCCUAUAAUCUAACGGAUUGCACCUUUUAAACAGCAAUCUUAUUCAAAUAUCUUCAAAGGGACCAUUUUAUUUUUAUACAAUGGUUCUAACAUGGUAGCUUUUGCAAUAGCUCAACUAACAUAUAUUUUUUUGCCAGUGUUUUUUCUAUGAAACAUAUUAGUCAUUCCAUUAAAUAUCCUAGAUUUGUGGAAAACAUUUUGGUAAAACCAUAAUUUUUAUAUGAUAUUUCCAUUAAAUAUGAAAGAUGUGUAAUUAA
Molecule: messenger RNA, 1760 nt
Organism: Oncorhynchus masou masou (cherry salmon)
Lineage: Eukaryota; Metazoa; Chordata; Actinopteri; Salmoniformes; Salmonidae
Product: protein mono-ADP-ribosyltransferase PARP15-like
Exons: 7
Coding region: 148-1320 (390 amino acids)
Biological process (GO): negative regulation of gene expression; protein poly-ADP-ribosylation
Cellular component (GO): nucleus; cytoplasm
Molecular function (GO): NAD+ poly-ADP-ribosyltransferase activity; NAD+-protein mono-ADP-ribosyltransferase activity; transcription corepressor activity
Source: RefSeq, a predicted model, not a curated record